UUAAAGUUAGUUCCAGCAACAUUUGAUGGUGCUUAUUUAAUUUUUCAGAUGAAUACUCAGCCGAAAUUGGUGGUGACUGUUUUCGUAGCAGUAAUCUUAGUAUGUGGUGCGCAUAUCGGCGGCGGUCGAAUGCAAAUGCAGGAGACUAAUCCUCAGAUAUACUGCGGUAGAACCUUGGCGUCAGCUCUCGCGUACCUAUGCUCCAAAGACAACGGUGUAUCCAAGAGGUCGGAUGCAGCGAUUAUGUAUGACGUAAUACUUCCAUACUACAACAGCCAACAAGACUUCCAACUUGAAUGGCCUUGGAUGUCUCCACAAAAAGCAAAGAGCUUCGUCUAUUCAUCGAGGGGUAAACGAAUACCAGGAGUUGUGGACGAAUGCUGCGAAAAAGCUUGCAGUAUUGCAGAGUUAUUGAGCUACUGUUAG
Diatraea saccharalis (sugarcane borer) is the source of this 426-nucleotide messenger RNA. The record is from the annotation of a GenBank genome assembly. NCBI's taxonomy places the organism in Eukaryota, Metazoa, Arthropoda, Insecta, Lepidoptera, Crambidae.